Messenger RNA from Linnemannia hyalina, 1095 nucleotides. NCBI's taxonomy places the organism in Eukaryota, Fungi, Mortierellomycota, Mortierellomycetes, Mortierellales, Mortierellaceae. The record is from the annotation of a GenBank genome assembly.
AUGGCCACCACCACCACCCCCGCUGCAGCAGUCGUCUCCAAGUCCCACGACGCUGAUCUCCAGAUCGCUGCCGGCCUGGCCACAAAACUGAAUGAGAUGAAGCUCUCAGAACAAGACGAGCCCCUCCUCCGUCCCAACCCCCGCCGCUUCGUCCUCUUCCCCAUCAAGUUCCACGAGGUCUGGCAGAUGUACAAAAAGGCCGAGGCCUCCUUCUGGACUGCCGAAGAAGUCGAUCUGUCCAAGGACAUGCAAGACUGGGAGAACCGUCUCUCUGCCGAUGAGCGGUACUUUAUUUCGCACAUCUUGGCCUUCUUUGCGGCGAGUGAUGGAAUCGUGAAUGAGAACUUGUUGGAGCGGUUCUCGAAUGAGGUGCAGAUCCCUGAGGCGAGAUGCUUCUAUGGUUUCCAGAUCAUGAUUGAGAAUGUUCAUUCAGAGAUGUACUCGUUGUUAAUCGACACUUAUGUCAAGGAGCCUGAGCAGCGCGAGCAUCUCUUUGAUGCCAUCGAUACCAUUCCCUGCAUUCGCAAGAAGGCAGCCUGGGCAAUGAAGUGGAUCUCCGACUCCAACUCGACAUUCGCAGAACGUCUCGUCGCUUUUGCCGCUGUCGAAGGUAUCUUCUUCUCUGGCUCGUUCGCCUCAAUCUUCUGGCUCAAGAAGCGUGGUCUCAUGCCCGGCCUGACCUUCUCCAACGAACUGAUCUCCCGCGACGAGGGACUCCACACCGAUUUUGCCUGCUUGCUUUUCUCUCUCCUCCAGAACCGCCCUAACCAAAAGCGUGUCAAUGCUAUCAUUGUCGAGGCUGUGAUGAUCGAACAGGAGUUCUUGACUGACGCUCUCCCCGUCAUGUUGAUUGGAAUGAACGCCGUCUUGAUGAAGCAGUAUAUUGAGUUUGUUGCCGACCGUCUGUUGGUGGCCUUGGGUAACCCUAAGCACUACAAUGUCGAGAACCCCUUUGAUUUCAUGGACUUGAUCUCGCUCCAGGGCAAGACCAACUUCUUUGAGAAGCGUGUCUCGGACUACCAGAAGGCUGGUGUCAUGUCUGGCGCUGGUGCAGACAAGACCGCCAACACCUUCACCCUCGACGCCGACUUUUAA